Messenger RNA from Malassezia restricta, 2472 nucleotides. Its product is annotated as ribosome biogenesis protein ERB1. Gene Ontology annotation, cellular component: PeBoW complex; preribosome, large subunit precursor. Gene Ontology annotation, biological process: maturation of LSU-rRNA from tricistronic rRNA transcript (SSU-rRNA, 5.8S rRNA, LSU-rRNA); ribosome biogenesis. The record is from RefSeq and is a predicted model, not a curated record. Gene Ontology annotation, molecular function: protein binding; ribonucleoprotein complex binding. The transcript has a single exon. Bases 1 to 2472 code for a protein of 823 amino acids. Lineage: Eukaryota; Fungi; Basidiomycota; Malasseziomycetes; Malasseziales; Malasseziaceae.
AUGCCGCUGGGACGCAAGCGUGCCGAGCCGGGGGGUGCGCCGACCCGGCAGACGGAGGUAGCGCGCGUGCCGGCGCCUGACUUCCCGGUCGGGGAGGGCACGCUGCCGCUGGACGACGACGAGGAUGCGGAGCGUGAGCUGGACGCGCGUUCGGCUGACAGCGGGGAGGACGCUGUGCCUGCGCUCGAUGCGCGCUCGGCUGACAGCGAAGAGGAGGGUGAGGAGGCGAGUACCGAGUCAGGCUUUGACUCGGAGGAGAUUGAGCAGUGGGACGACGAGGCGGAUGCGAAGUAUGCGGAUGCCGAGGCGGACGAGGACGUGGCGGAGGGUGACGCGGCGCUGGCGCGGAUGGUGGCGCGGGCGCGAGUCAAGCCCGACGAGGGGGAGCGGCGCACGAACAAGCUGGGGAUCGACACGGCUGUGGCUGCGCGCUUCUUUGACGAGACGCGGAAUGAUGACGGCUCGCAGCGUGGGCGCGUGGUGCGCUCGGAUGCGACGGGUGAGCUCAAGACGGUGUAUCCGCCGAUUGAGCCGGAGUAUGACAGUGAUUCGAGUACGGAGGACGUGCCGAACCGCAUAGGCCAAGUGCCGAUGUCGUGGUACGACGACCUGCCGCAUAUUGGCUACGAUAUCAAUGGGCGGCGUGUGCUGCGUCCAGCGCAGGGCGAUGAGCUCGACAAGUUUCUCGAGAGCGUCGAGGGCGAGGGCGGCGAUGCGUGGUUCUCGGCCCGAGAUGAGCAGCGCGGGAUGGAUGUCAAGUUGACGGACGAGGAGCUCGAUAUGAUCCGGCGGAUGGAGCGCGCCGAGGUGCCGCUGGGCGACUAUGACAUGUACGAGCCGGCGACGGACUGGUUUACGCAGCACGAGCGCACGAUGCCGCUGACGGCGCGCCCUGAGCCCAAGAGCCGCUUCGUGCCGAGCAAAUGGGAGCACAAGAAGAUUAUGAAGAUUGUGCGUGCGAUUCGGCAGGGCCGCAUUGUGCCGCAUGCGCCUGGGCGCGAGAAGCCGCGCUUCUAUGCGAUAUGGAGCGAUGCCGACGAGGCGCGGGCUGAUCACCCGAUGCAUAUGCCGGCACCCAAGCUGCCGCUGCCGACGCAUGUCGAGUCGUACAACCCGCCGGAGGAGUACCUGCUGGGCGACGACGAGCGCGCCGAGUGGGAGGCCGCCGACCCCGAGGACCGCAAGCUGCCGUUCCUGCCCGCCAAGUAUGCGUCGCUGCGCCAUGUGCCGGGCUACGAGCACGCGCUGCAGGACCGCUUCCAGCGGUGCCUCGACCUGUACCUCGCCCCUCGCGUCCGGCGUCAGCGUGUGGAGGUGGACAACCCCGAGGCGCUGCUGCCGGCGCUGCCAGCGCCGCGGGAGCUGCGGCCGUUUCCUACGCAUACGGACGUGGUGUACGCGCAUGCGCCGUGGCGCGUGCGCACUGCGAGUCUCGAUCCCAGUGGCGCCUGGCUGCUGACGGGCGCGGACGAUGGUCACGUGCGCUUAUGGGACGCGGCGCUGGGCCGCUGCGUCGCGAGUUGGGACGUGAAUGUGGGCGUGGCGCAGAGCGAUCGGAGCCCGGUGUACUGUGUGCAGUGGUGCCCGCAGCGCUCCUGGGCGAUCGCUGCGGCUGUCAGCGCAGGCCGCAUCACGCUGCUGGCGCCGCCGCAGUGCGGCCGCACGCGGCACGAGGCCAGCGUCGCGCACCUCACGCCGCCACACGCCGAUGCGCCGGUGGAUGGCCAUGCGCAGUGGACGCGCCUGCCUGAGCGGGAGCGGGCGCGGGGCGUGUGUGUGCGCAUAGACGUGCGGAGCACGCAGCGCGCCACACUCGUGCCGAAGUAUGUGCGGUGGCACGCACGUGGCGACUACUUUGCGACCGUGUGCCCGGACACGAGCGGCGAGGCCGUCUUGAUUCAUCAGAUCAGCAAGCAGCGCUCGCAGGCGCCGUUCCGACGCACACGCAAGGCCGGCACGUCGGCGAUGGCCGUGCAGUGCGUGUGCUUCCACCCGACGCGCCCGUGGCUGUUUGUCGCGACGCAGCGCUAUGUGCGCAUCUACGACCUCGUGCAACAGGCUCUCGUCAAGACGCUGCAGCCCGGCGUGCGGUGGAUCAGCUCCCUGGACGUCCACCCCAGCGGUGAUCACGUGAUUCUAGGCUCGUACGAUCGGCGCGUGCAGUGGUUUGACCUCGACCUGGCCGAGCGACCGUACAAGACGCUGCGGUACCACACGCGGGCGGUGCGCGCCGUGGCGUUCCACCCGCACCUGCCGCUGUUCGCGAGUGCGGCCGACGACGGCACCGUGCACGUAUACCAUGCCACGGUGUACUCGGACCUGCUGCAGAAUGCGCUGCUGGUGCCCCUCAAAAUCCUGCGGGGCCACGCCGUGCAGCAAGCGCUGGGCGUGCUCAGCCUCGCAUGGCACCCAUCGCUUCCGUGGCUCGUGAGCGCCGGCGCCGAUGGCGACGCGCGGUUAUGGACGCCGUAG